AUGCUGGUCUCCAAAACCAAGCCCGCUCCAAAGUGGACUGUUCUCAUUGUCUUCUGUCUGGCCCAGUUCCUGGACGUUGCCAACCUGUCUGCCGUCAACAUCUCGUUGCCAACCAUCAAGGCCGAGCUGCACUUCUCGGAGAGCCAGCUCCCCUGGAUCGUUAACGCGUUCACCCUGACCUUCGGUACCUUCCUCCUGAUCGGAGGAAAACUCGGUGACAAGUAUGGUCAUAAACGACUCUUCCUCACGGGCCUUAUCUGGUUUUCGAUCUGGUCCCUGGUCUGCGGCCUAAGCCAAAGCGUCAUCCUGCUCUGCAUCGCCCGUGCGAUGCAAGGUCUCGGCGCGGCAGCAACCAUCCCCAAUGCCUUGGCACUUAUCCAGUUUACCUACACCGAGCAGGUCGAAAAAUCGAGGGCGCUCUCAGUCUUUUCGAGCAGUGGCGCCCUAGGUUUCGGGAUCGGGCUUGUCUUGGGAGGUGUCUUUACCGCCACCAUCGGCUGGAAGUAUAUUUUUUACAUCUCGGCUAUCAUGGGUGUGCUGAUCGCUAUCGUGGCAUUCUUCGUUAUCCCUGAAUCCGAUGCCGCGUACCGCGCCAAUGUGAAGCUGGAUCUCGUCGGUGCCAUCACCAUUACUGCUGCGUUGUUGGCUCUUGUCUACGGCAUCUCGGACGGCCGCUGGUCUUCUGUACCCGUUAUUGUGUGUCUUGUCCUGAGCAUCCUGCUGUUGUUCUUCUUUGUCUGGGUCGAAAAGAAGGUCGAAUCGCCAAUGUUGCCGAUGUCAAUCUUCAGGACUCGCAUGUUCACCGCCAUGUUGAUUGUCGGCGCCUUGUACCAGACCUGGUAUUUGGUCUACAACCUUUAUUGUACACUAAUUUUCCAGGAAGUCAUGGGAUACGGGGCCUUGAACACUGCCUACGCGUUCUUCCCACUGGCAUUCCCAGGACUGGUGCUGAACCCAUUGGCGGGAUAUCUGAUUCCCAAGGUGGGAGCUAAGCCGUUGUUGGUGGUCGGCACGGGCUGCAUGGCUAUCUCGGCAGCAUUGUUUGCAGUUGCAGAUGAGAAUACUGGAUACUGGCCACUGCCGUUUCCUUCGAUGUGCAUUGGUGAAAUCGGCAUUGCCAUGACCUAUACCUCGGCGAUGGUGGCAGCUCUGACCAUGGCUAAGUCUGAAGAACAUGGACUCAACAGCGCUGUAUUCUCGGUGGCCAUGCAGGCUGGAUCUGGAGUUGGACUCGCUAUCACCAAUGCCAUUUCGGACGCGGUUAUCAAAUCGACAGGAUCUAAAUUCAAAGGUUAUAAGGUCGGGCUAUGGAUUGGAUUCGCGGUGACACUGCUUUGUGUGCUGAUCACCCUGGUGUUUGUGCCCUCGAAGGCGACGCUGGAGAAAAAGCAGCUGGCUAGGGCUCAAAAGCAGGCUGCGUCGGAUGCAUCGGAUCAUGUCGAGUUUGCAGAGCCAUCGAUUCUUGAAAAGGGUGGAGACGAAGGAAUUGUUGAUGUCGAAAAGGUUGGACGCCAUCAUGCUGACAGCGUCAAGCAGCCGCUGGAGAGAGAGAAGGUUGGGCAGAAGCAGGUGUUCGACUCCGUCUCGCCAGCGUAA
Molecule: messenger RNA, 1596 nt
Organism: Gamsiella multidivaricata
Lineage: Eukaryota; Fungi; Mortierellomycota; Mortierellomycetes; Mortierellales; Mortierellaceae
Product: major facilitator superfamily domain-containing protein
Exons: 3
Coding region: 1-1596 (531 amino acids)
Biological process (GO): transmembrane transport
Cellular component (GO): membrane
Molecular function (GO): transmembrane transporter activity
Source: RefSeq, a predicted model, not a curated record